Agrilus planipennis (emerald ash borer) is the source of this 1781-nucleotide messenger RNA. RefSeq lists its product as uncharacterized. The record is from RefSeq and is a predicted model, not a curated record. The coding region runs from base 239 to 1507 and encodes 422 amino acids. NCBI's taxonomy places the organism in Eukaryota, Metazoa, Arthropoda, Insecta, Coleoptera, Buprestidae. The transcript is spliced from 7 exons.
UGUUCAAUUUGUUGCCUAUAGUAACUGUUCUUAUUUUAUAUAAAGUCGCCAAAAAUACGAAUCCAUCCUAACAAAUCAAUGUUUGAACUAUUGUACAUUCGAAUAAUGAUGGUUGUUCAAUAGGAAGAAAAAAAUACUUUUUAUGUAUAAAUUUAAUGAGGUCAAGUACUUUGCAAUGACUCUGGAGAAACAAGAUGCAUUUUUACUAUUGACAAAAGUUAAUUAAAAAAGAAUAUGAAUGAAGUCCAAUUAUUUUAUAUUUGAGAUUAUAUUUGUGUUAAUUUCGUCGAUUAUACCAUGGCCAGGACCUACUGUUUUCAAAAUUUCGUGUCCCCGACAAGACGCGAAUAUUGUUAGGAAAAUAAUUCAAAGUAAAUGGGUUCCUGUCUUGGAGAAGUAUAAGGUAAAGAUACCAUUAGAAUGUCCAUUUCAUCCAUCUAGGGAUAUUUUCGGUCCACAAGAGGCAGCAAAACAUCAACAUAGGCCUUCUCAGUGGACUUGUGGGCUAUGUGGUAAAUCGUUUUAUGAAGAGCGCUUUUUAGACAUGCAUUUCGACAAUCGUCAUAAAAGUCAUAUUAAUAUGGCAGAAGAUGCCGUGUGCCUUGCUGAUUUUUGUGACAUUAUCCGCUGCGACGUAUUGCGCUCGCAAGAUAUUAAAAUGGGGUAUUCCGAGCCUAUUAACACAGACAUUGAAUUAUGGCGGGAAAGUACAGCCUACAAGACCGAAUUGGCUCCUACAGGACAACGGGAUCUUGCAAAAUAUGUCACAAUAAAGACAUUACCAGCAUCAAAAUCUUCAAAACGAAAAAAUUUAAAACACUCCCUUUGUCAAAGCAAAGAAGGUACUCAAGAAUAUCCAGACGAUAAUUCUGGAAGAGGUAAAGAAAAAUCUCAAAACAAUAGUGCAAACAAUGAUGUAUGUCCAAGCGACUUAGUUGAUUCCGCUCUACCAGCAACUGAAAACAAACAACAACGAAUCGCAGAAUUGCAAAAGCUCAAAGCACAUUGUAAACCAGAAGAAUUACAAAAAUUGAAAAACAAAUGCGAAAUAUUCGUCCGAGACUGUAUUGCCAGUUUACUUAUUCAUCUGUCAGUGAAAGAUUUUAGAGAAGUAGAAGAUGAAUUAAAUAGAGCAAUUUGUUGGUAUUUAACUUGCGACAGAUAUUGGGAAGAUUCUCAAUCGGAUAUUAAACAGUUUCCAUGGGGUUUAUGGUUUGUAAUAUUUAUGGUAUUAUCCUUAGGAAUUUCUCUGUGUUACUACAUUGUAUGGGUUUUGUUUGAUACUGAUGACUUAAGUGUCACCAGUGCAAGCAUAACCGACAGAUCGACUCCGUCGCCGACUCAUCUUUUUAAACAGGAACCUUCGAUGUCUUCGGAUGGAAGCCAUAUAUAUACCGAAGAUUAUUUCACAGCUGAUAAGGAUAAUGAAUACAUUUAUGUAACAUAUCCACCUGACUUGAAAAGACGGCUAAUGGAAAGUUGUUACAAUCGUACGACCCGCUUGUGAAUUUAGACCAAAAAUUUUUAGAAGAGAUUUAUUAGCAAGUUAAAAUAUGGUCUCUAUAAGGAAAUAAAAUUUCCACCUAUGCCAUUUUAUUGUUGUAAACCGUUCUCACUAGAGUAGCAGUUGUAGUAUGACAGUAUAGACCAAGUAUUAAUGUUGCUUGUAUUUUGGAUAAUCUAUUAUUUUCCUUUCUAGCUUUUAGAUAGAGAAAUUGUUUUGUUCAAGUUUGGAGCUAUUUUACUAUUUUAACAGAUGCUAAUAAAUUUUGUAAGAUGAA